UACUGGACCAAAAAAAAAUAAAGUAUUUUACUGUCCGCAAUAUCGAGGUGUCCUUUGUUUGUAGAGGGGUGUCCGUAAGGCGAGAGUUGACUGUAUUUCCUGUUUCAUUUUUGCUGGUUGAUCACCCAUUACGAUCGUAUAGCCGCCUCCUGGACUCACUCCAUAGUUACUCGGUGACACAACUGUGUAACCUCCACCUCCAACCCCACCGGGUUGUACAACAGUAGAUUCAAGGAUUCCAGAGCACGGAGUCACGUGUCAGUAGAAAACCAAGAAGAUUUGUUAUUAAAAUUGUAUAUGUACAUAUUCAUUAGGACAACAAUGUGUGGUGUUAACAAACAAAGCCUUAUAAUCUGUUUUCAUAUCUGAUUUGACUCGAAAUGUGUGCAUACACGUACUCUCUUAACUGAUUAUCGAUGAACAAAAUGGCGUUGCGAGACGAAUUUCGAGUGUCUAUGUUCAAAUUAAACCACGACAAGGCUCGAGACUUCGCUGAAUCACCCUGGAUGCCUUGGUAUUUGCUAGCCGUGUUACGCCUCAUAUUUGCUGCCUACUGCACUGGGUGGAUCAUCGCUAGUGGUUUCUUUAAASUCAACGGAGGUGCCAAAUGGUUCAUAUUUUUGACAAACUGGGGAUACUUCACCGUCUCCUGCGUUCUAAUUCUGGCCUCGGUGGUCACCCUGUGGUACCACUGCAAGGGAAAAAAUCAAGUCGACCUUCCCACGGAGAUGAAGGCUCCUUCAGAUCCCGAAAGAGAAAACACUGGAUACAUCUUCCCCCCAAGAUGGCACCAUAAGACAUUGUGGGUGCUGUACAGUAUAGGUGCUAAUAUAGCCAUAGCGAUAACGCUCCUGUAUUGGAGCCUUUUGGCAGCGAAUUACACUGGAGCUGAGCUUGGCCUUGACAUAAGUACGCAUGCUCUGAACAGUGUGUUCAUGGUAUUGGACAUACUUUUGUCUUCGAUGCCUGUAAGGAUUUUCCAUAUGGUCUACCCCAUGGCGUUUAGUAUUGUUUAUAUGAUAUUUACAAUAAUAUUCUGGGCAGCUGAGGGCACUAAUCCCGUCAACCAUAAGCGCUACAUAUAUUCAGUUCUAGAUUACAGUAAUAAUCCAGGGUUGGCUGUGGGGUUGUGUCUUGGUGUCGUUUUCGCAAUCGUACCGUUGAUUCAGCUCUUUAUUUAUGGAUUGUACAGGUUAAGGGAAUUUGUUGUUGGAAAACUGAAGUCUUAAAUGCUCGUUAAACGUAUGAGGCAUGUCUAGGCGAUUAAAGCAUGCGAUAAAACCAAUUCCAACUUUUGAAUUUUGUUUUGAAUAAGAACUAUUGUAAUGCAUCAGUCUAUUAAGGACCCCAACCCCUGAUGUUAAAAUCCCGGCAUUUCCCGGCCAAUAAUCUAGACGUUAAUUCCCCUGCCUUUUAAGUUGAUUGUGUUGUUGAAACAGUGUUAAAUGCCCGGCUAUAAUGUGUUAAUUCCCCGGCCACUUCCCGGGGUUUUAUCUAAAAUGUUGUCACUAUGUAGUAUUAGUAAUUUGCGUUUCUAGUAAAGCAAGAAAGAUGGACGCUUUGAAUUUUUUAGCAUACAGAGAGUGUGUAUAGUUUUAUACUGUACUUUUUGUUUUAUAGAAUUAGGUUUGUUCUUUGUACUAUUUUAUAUUAUUAUUAUUUUAUUAAAAAUGAGUCU
Molecule: messenger RNA, 1678 nt
Organism: Exaiptasia diaphana
Lineage: Eukaryota; Metazoa; Cnidaria; Anthozoa; Actiniaria; Aiptasiidae
Product: protein rolling stone-like
Exons: 2
Coding region: 417-1229 (270 amino acids)
Cellular component (GO): membrane
Source: RefSeq, a predicted model, not a curated record